AAUAUGAGUAUGGGAAGCUGGGGCCACCUACACUGAGUUCCAUGAUGGAUCCACAUCAUCACCUCUCCCAUUCGUAGCUGAGAGCAUGUGAACCGUCUACCGUCUCUGGCACUACCUUUCUUAGGGUUCGCCAGACAAUGUACCACCUCUUCAAAUCAAUAUAUCUCCAUGCAACAAGCAAAGAAGAAUACUCCAUCCUCGUCCUCGGCCUCGACAACGCCGGCAAAACCACCCUCCUCGAGCAAAUAAAAGCCGCCUACUCCGCCAACCACCCGAACCUCAAGACCGUCCCCACCGUCGGCCAGAAUGUCGCAACCGUUGAGCUCCCGGCCCCAAACCCCCUGUACCUAAAGAUCUGGGACGUCGGCGGCCAGCACUCGCUGCGCGGCCUCUGGCAAUCCUACUACUCGUCCUGCCACGCCAUCGUCUUCGUGAUCGACUCCACCGACGUCGGCGACGCGGACAUCGCCACGCUGUCCACGGACGCAGGCCGCAACGACGAGCAUGGCCGCCUCGACGAGUGCCGCCUUGUGCUUGAGUCCGUACUGCACAACGAAGACGCGACGGGUGUACCGAUCCUCGUACUUGCGAACAAGCAGGAUCGCGAGGACUGCGUGGAGGUUGUAAGGAUUAAGGAGGGGCUUGUGAGGAAGGUGUUUGAGGGCGAGAAGGGCGGAAAUGUCAGGGAUAGUAGGGUGUUGCCUUGCUCGGCGUUGACGGGUACGGGCGUCCAGGAGGCGGUCGAGUGGUUGUGUAGUCGAGUAAGGUGGAAUAAGGAGGCGAGGCCGCCGGUUAUGAGAUGAGAGGAGUGGAGAGGAGCUGUUUGGGCUGGCAAUGCAAAGUGUGCAGAAUUGUAUGCAAAGAUAAGAGUGGAGAUAUAUACCCCAGAUUUUGAUUCGUUGGUUUUAAAGUGUUCUGAGGUAUUCAUCACGUCGACGUGAGUAUCUUUGAGAAGGUCAGACUGGAUUGUGAUAUUGUGACUUGAAUAUCUGUUUGAAGAUGCGUGCAUGUACGAAGCAAAGCCUAGGGCACAAGCCCCC
Messenger RNA from Aaosphaeria arxii CBS 175.79, 1040 nucleotides. Its product is annotated as ARF/SAR superfamily. NCBI's taxonomy places the organism in Eukaryota, Fungi, Ascomycota, Dothideomycetes, Pleosporales. Gene Ontology annotation, molecular function: GTPase activity; GTP binding. The transcript is spliced from 2 exons. Gene Ontology annotation, cellular component: Golgi apparatus. The record is from RefSeq and is a predicted model, not a curated record. The coding region runs from base 138 to 803 and encodes 221 amino acids. Gene Ontology annotation, biological process: Golgi to plasma membrane protein transport; protein localization to organelle; intracellular protein transport.